Molecule: messenger RNA, 1302 nt
Organism: Parastagonospora nodorum SN15
Lineage: Eukaryota; Fungi; Ascomycota; Dothideomycetes; Pleosporales; Phaeosphaeriaceae
Exons: 1
Coding region: 1-1302 (433 amino acids)
Source: RefSeq, a predicted model, not a curated record
AUGAAGUACGCUUUCGCUCAAGUAGCAUUCGGCCUUAGUGCCAACGCCCUCGUUGCCCGAGAGGCCGCACAGUGUGUGCAACUCCAAGCCUCGGGAGGAGUCUCAGGUGUCUUUGGUCAGCUCGGUGAUGGACAGAACCGUGUUGGCGGCGGUCAUUCUACCGGAUGCUACUGCCUGAGCAAUGGUGGAUUCACGGACUCGAACGGACGCGGAUGUAUCCUAACGCCCCCGACCACGCAGUUCCAAUGCGAUGUCGGUGCCGCACCUUCCACUGGCUUUGCCAUUGGCUCCAAUGGAGGAAUCACCUCUAAUGGCAGCGGCAAGUUUUACGCCUGCCCUGUCAACGACAAUGGCGAGUACAACGUAUACACUGAGCCGGCUCCGGGUCAGGAAAAGUGUGUUGAAAUCUCACUGAGUUCUGCUGGAUCAUGCGGCCCUGGUGCUGCUCCUCAGCCUAGCAAGCCUGCAGCUCAGCCAAGUCAGCCAGGAUAUUCACAAAAGCCUGCACCUCCCUCAGAGCAACCUGUACCUAAGCCUAGCAAGCCUACCCCUCAGCCAGGAUACUCACAAAAACCCGCUCCAACAUCCGAACAGCCUGCAUACUCCGACAAGCCUGUACCAACGCCUCAACAACCUGCACCUCAACCAGGCUACUCGCAGAAACCCGCUCCAACACCAGAGCAACCUAUAUAUUCCGAGAAGCCUGCACCGACGCCCCAGCACCCUGCUCCUCAGCCAGACUAUUCACAAAAGCCAGCUCCUACACCUGAGCAGCCUGCACCCAAGCCAAGUCAGCCUGCAUCCGAGCCCUCAGGAUCCUGCCCAACAGACCUAAACGGCGCCUACCAAUACCCGCACCUCAUCAUCCCCGUCGAUUCCACCUCGCCGAACAAAGCCGCUGGAACAUCCUACAACGGCAAAGUCAACAAAUCCACCUGCUCCAUCUUCAACUUCGACAUCCCCGCCUCGUACGCCGGCAAGCAAUGCACCGUGCUUUUCCUCUUCCCCGAGCAAAAGGAUCUCGAGACAUCUAGCUACACUGUCUCUGGUAACGGCCAGUGCAGCUUUUCCAAGCUCAGCGGGCCCGCGGAUCAGCAGACUUCGUACGCCAAUCAGCCAGCUAAGGACAGUGAGGUUGCGAAGAUGUCUGUCGCGCCUGGAAACUCAUAUGUUGUUGCAUCGGGCGAGUGCGCGGCGGGACAGAGAGUGGCGUAUGAGAUGUGCAGUGAGGGCGAUUUCGCGCUGGAUUACUUCCAGGAUUAUAAUCCUUCGCCCAUCGGGCUGUAUGUUCGUCAGUGCUAG